Messenger RNA from Salvelinus namaycush (lake trout), 10225 nucleotides. It is a transcript of the gene ep400, whose product is annotated as E1A binding protein p400. The record is from RefSeq and is a predicted model, not a curated record. Gene Ontology annotation, molecular function: ATP binding; ATP-dependent chromatin remodeler activity. The transcript is spliced from 51 exons. NCBI's taxonomy places the organism in Eukaryota, Metazoa, Chordata, Actinopteri, Salmoniformes, Salmonidae. Bases 187 to 9063 code for a protein of 2958 amino acids.
AAUAAGGUGGCCACCGCCAUGUUUCAGAAUUAAAUAUGUCCAAUGCAUGAAAUGUAAUAUUGCUGUAUAGCAGUAUUUACACUACAUAAUUAUUGUCUUUGUUUUAAAGAAUACGUUUUGAUUGAUGAGACUACCGCGGGAGUUGUAUUUGCUGUAUUGUUUCCCAUACAGUAACAGUGUUACGCAAUGCACCAUGGGAGUGGACCACAGAAUGUGCAACGGCAACUUCAGAGAUCCAAGUCCACCACUGGAUCUGAAGCAGAAGAUCACCAGAAGCAGCAGACCAUGGCAGUUACUCAACAGCAGGCAACAGCCAACCAUCCACAAUCAACUGUGACCACGUUUGCAUCUGCAGCCAGCCCUUCAGGCCCCCAGUCCCCCAACUACCAGAUAAUAAUGAGCCGCAGCCCUGUCACAGGCCAGAACAUGAACAUCACCUUACAAAAUGUCAGUCAAAUGGUGACGGGCAACCAACAGAUCACCCUCACCCCGCUCCCCCUCCAGAACCCAGGCUCUCCCGGCUUCCAGCACACGGCCCCGCAGUGGAGGUUUGAGCCUGCCCCGUCCUAUAUCCAGGUCACCUCACCUCUGCCACAAUCCAUGCAGCCACAAAGUCCCACUCAGCACAGCCCAGUCCCCCUCCAGCGACCAGGGGCACCUGUAACAGGACUGGGUUUGUGUGGACAGAGCCCAACACGCUUUGUUGAUGCUGGCAUGCUUGUGAGACAAAUCAGUCUUGGCAGCCCACCUGGAAGUGGGCACUUUGUUUACCAAGAGGGGACAGGGCUGACGCAGCUAACUCCAACCACAGCUGGGCAGGUGCAGCUGGCCUCCCCAGGGGUGCCAGGCUCUGUGCGUGAACGCAGUCUGUCCCAGCCCCACUCACAGACGGGAGGCACCAUCCACCACCUCGGACCUCAGAGUCCUGUGGCCAGUGGGACUGUUUUGCCCACACUGGGGAGCCCAGGCCACAUAACCACCUCCAACCUCCCACCUCAAAUCAGCAGUAUCAUCCAGGGGCAGCUGGCGCGUCCCAUGAUAUUUGAGAAGACUUCACAGGGUAUGGUAACUGGAGUGGGGACAGCUGCCACAGUGUCUUUCAGUAUGCCCUCCACCAUUCCUCCCUCCAGCCCUUCCCUCAUUAACCCUCCCCAAGGCAUCCCCAAUACCCCUCUCACCCCUACCGGCAUGUGCUUGGGGUCCAUCAAGAAACAGAUACCCAAAAAGCUGGAGGAGAUUGCACCCUCAAACCCAGAAGUGGCCCAGCUGAGGAAGCAGUGUCUGGAGCACCACACUAAGAAGAUGGAGGGUCUGAAGGAAGUCUUCAAAGACUACCUGAUUGAGCUGUUCUUCCUGCAGCACCUCCAGGGGAACAUGAUGGACUAUUUGGCUUUCAAGAAGAAGCCCUGUGUCCCGCUUUUCACUUACCUGAGACAGAAUGACCUAGACCUUGAGGAGGAAGAGGAAGAGGAGGAGCAGUCUGAGGUCAUCAAUGAUGAGGUCAAGGUUGUAACUGGAAAGGAUGGACAGGCCGGAACACCAGUUGCCAUAGCUACACAGCUUCCACCCAAUGUUUCAGCAGCAUUCUCUUCCCAGCAGCAGUUCCAGGUGCACCAGGGAGCAGCUGGCAGCAUGACAAACUCAGGGGACAUGGAUGCCUUUAAGAGGCAACAGGCAAUGGCACAAGCAGGCGGGAUGCCCCCCAACCCGCAGACAGUCCAGAUCCCUGGGCAGAAGCAGAACCAGCCACAGUAUGACCCGUCCAAAGGGCCUCCGGUGCAGAACGCUGCCAGCCUGCACACUCCUCCCCCCCAGCUGCCAGGCCGCCUGCCCCAGGGCGCCCUCCCCAUGGCAGUCCUGCCCAUGGCUCUCUCUCAGCAGACCCUACUUGUGGAGAGCUCAGCCCAGGCCGCCAAUCAGCUCCAGGUGAAGGUGCAGGGGGCUGGCUCCAUCAUGGCUCCAGUCAACCCCCACACACAGCUCCAGGCCCAGCUCCAGCAGCAGAUGCAGUCUGGUCUUCACCUCCAAAUGCAGCCUCAGCAGCCCCAGCUCAUGCUGCAGCCAGCACAGGCCACUGUGGCCCUCACCCGUCCUGGAGCAGACUCCAACCAACCUGGCCAAAGAAUAAUGACCAACUCCCUGUCCAACCCCUCAAUGUCUCCUGCCCCCCUCAACGCCCCCAACUCACUCCCCUCCCCCCACACAAUUGGCCCCCUCCGCCCCUCUGGGUCCAACAUCAACCCUGCCACACAGUCCAAACUGGCUGGCCCCAACGGCACCUCCACAGUCAAAAUGGGAGGCUUUGGUCAGGGCUCGGGUAUGCAGUCAUCAGAAGGGAGUUCACAUGACAAACAAGCUGAACAGGCCAAACUGGAGAGCCAGGUGCACCAGCGUAUUUCUGAGCUGAGGAAAGAGGGCCAGUGGUCAGCCAGCAGGCUGCCCAAGCUCAUGGAGUCCUCUCGGCCCAAAUCCCACUGGGACUACCUACUGGAGGAGAUGCAGUGGAUGGCAGCUGACUUUGCCCAGGAGAGGAGGUGGAAGAUGGCUGCUGCCAAGAAGCUGGUUCGCACCUGUUCCCGUUACCAUGACGAGCAGAAGAAGAUGGAAGAGGGAUCCAAGAAAGAGGAAGAACUGCGUCUCCGUCACAUUGCUAGCACCAUCGCCAGAGAGGUGGAGUUCUUCUGGUCCAACAUUGAGCAGGUUGUGGAAAUUAAACUGCGUUUCCAGAUUUAUGAGAAAAGACUGAAAACGCUCAGCCUGCAGAGAGCAACGAGUAAAGGACAAGAUGUUAAACCUGCUCUGUCAAAUGCAGUGAAAGCUGAAAAAGAGGAGCCCAAUAUGUCAACAAGGAAGCGAAAGUCCAGCACUUCAUUGGCAGAAGAAGUUCAGGAUGAGGAGAGCACCAUAGAGGAGCAGGAAGCCAUGGAGGUGACAGCUGAUCAGAAGGCAGAGUUGGGAGAUCUGGCUAAAGAUGCUGAGAUGCCGCUGGAUGCUUUGAUGAAACAGUAUGCUGGUGCCUACGCUGACAACUUUGACUGGCCCCAGCCUUCCCCACAGAGUGAUGAGGAUGGCAGGGAUGAGACUGAAGAGAUGGCGUCCUCUCUGGACACCCCCCACGAGGCUGUAGUGAUAGACUCCCUGCUUAGUGUGGACCAGUAUCGAGGUUCUGAGAAGACCAGCCCCCCUGGUGCUGACGGGAAGCCCAAGAAGGACAUAGCAGAGGUGGCAGCCGCCACAGAACUCAUCCUACCCAAGGGCAGUGCCAGGACCACCACUUCUGGCCGCAGCCAGGCUCCUUUCCUGCUGCACGGAUCACUGCGUGAGUACCAGCAGAUCGGAGUGGACUGGCUAGCCAGUCUCCACAAGAAACACCUCAACGGCAUCUUAGCAGACGAGACCGGGCUGGGCAAGACUGUGCAGACUGUGGCCUACCUGGCACAUCUGGCCUGUCAAGAGGGCAUCUGGGGCCCCCAUCUGGUUGUGGUGAGGACGUGUAAGAUCCUGAGCUGGGAGAUGGAGUUUAAACGCUGGUGUCCCGGCCUCAAGAUCCUCCUCUACCUUGGCAACAGACAGGAACGCAGAGCAAAGAGAAUGUGGUGGGCGGAGACCAACAGCUUCCAUGUGUGUGUGACGUCCUACAAGCUGCUGCUGAAGGACCAGAGCCAUUUCCUGAGGAGGAGGUGGAAACACCUGGUCCUGGAUGAGGUGCAGCUCAUUAAGAACAUGUCAGAGAAACACUGGGAAACCAUCUUUGCGCUCAAGAGUCAGCAGAGGAUCCUCCUGAUCAACACUCCACUCCAGAACACACUGAAGGAGCUGUGGACCAUGAUCCACUUCCUCCUGCCAGGAAUCACCAGACCCUACACAGACUUCCCUGUCAAGCCAGGCACAGACCAGAACCAGGACUACUGCCACAAACUGGUCAUCCGCCUACACAGGAUGAUCCAACCCUUCAUCCUGAGGCGCUGUAAGAGGGAUGUGGAGAAGCAGCUUCCUAAGAAGUAUGAACACAUCCUCAAGUGUCGCCUUUCUAGCAGACAGAAGAGCAUGUAUGAAGAUAUCCUCACUCAGCCAGGAGCCCAGGAGGCAUUGAAGACUGGUCAUUUUGUGAGUGUGCUGCAGGUGCUGAUGCAGCUGCAGAGGAUCUGUAACCACCCAGACCUGGUAAACAUCAGGGAGACCAGCAGCUCCUACGUGUGUUCCUCUCUGCAGUACAACACCCCUUCCCUGGUGCUGGGAGCCCUGCAGGAGGACCAACGCACGAGCCUGGACCUGUCACUGUUCGACCUGAUCAGUAAUGAGAACAGACUGACGCGCUACGAGACGGAGGAGGUUCUACCCAAACUCAAAGUCACCCGUCAGCUGAUUGAGGAGAUCCACAGUGCCCCGGACCCACCGGCCAGACCAAAGCCCUGCAAGAUCAAACCCAUGAGGUUGUUCCAGCCAGUGCAGUAUGGCACUAAGCCAGAGGGCCGUCUGGUGCCCAUGACCAAUACUGUGGGUCAGCAGCGUCCUCCAGCCACCACUAUCACCCCGCACACCACCACCGCCACUACUACUUCUACUGCCCCUCAGCCAGCCAGGGCCACCACCACUACCACCACACAGGGUGGAGAUGUGUUGAAGAUAGCCCAGCUGGCGUCCAUAGCAGGCAGCCAGAACCGAAUCUCCCAGCCUGAGACCCCCGUCACUCUGCAGUUCCAGGGUAACAAGUUCACCCUGUCCCCUAGCCAGCUCCGACAGCUCACCACAGGGCAGCCCUUGCAGCUCCAAGGUACACUCGGCAACAUCCUGCAGAUAGUGUCGGCCCCUGGUCAGCAGAUCCUCCGGCCCCAGGGCUCCAUGGUCAUGCAGACGGUACCUCAGGCUGCACCUAUCUCCAACUCCUCCACCAGAUCUGGCACCCCACCCCCAGUCGGCCCCGCCCAACAAGCUUCAGUGAUGACAUCAAAUGCCUUUGGGGUGAGCGCCCAGCCUGCUCCUGCUGCUCCUAUUGCCCCUCAGGUGUCGUCAGAGGAGAGGGGUCGUCAUCUGAAGGAGCGUCUGAGCCGCCUGUUCAGUGCCAACGAGAGGCGUUGUGACCGCAGUGUUCUGUACGGGGCUGACCUGCGCCAGGUCUGCUCUGUGACCCCAGGGGCUCCUCACUCUGCCCUGAGCCCCGGGGGCUGGAGAUGGGUGGGCAGAGACAGCUGCCUCAGGGCCCAGAGGACUCCUGUGGCCACCACAACACACCUCCAGUCUGCCCUGCUCUCCUCCACAAACCGCCAGGAUGCCAGCAGCAGCCUAGUCAGCAGGUUAUCAUGUGUUGUCCCUGCCGCAGUAGCUCGUCCCCCUUACCUGUAUGCAGCCAAUCCCCCAGCUCCCUACAGCCUGGAGCAGAAGUCGAUCAGUCGCAGGCUCCAGGAGGCCGCCGCCCCCCACAGCACAGAGAUCCACAGCCUGGCCUCUGGACACCUGCUCCAGUUCCCUGACCUGCAGCUCAUGCAGAUGGACUCGGGUAAACUUGAGGCCCUGGCCAUUCUGCUCCAGAAGCUGAGGUCGGAGAAUCGCCGCGUCCUCAUCUUCACACAGAUGGUGAAGAUGCUGGACAUCCUGGAGGCCUUCCUGGACCACCGGCAGCUCACAUACAUCCGUGUUGACGAGAGCCUGAUCACAGAGGAACGCCAGGAACAUAUAAAGACGUUCAACAGGAACAGACAGGUGUUCUGCAGCAUCCUGACCAACCGCUGCUGCUCAGCCGUGGGGACCGUGUUCGACGCAGACACCAUCAUAUUCUACGACACAGACCUCAACCCCAGCAUGGACGCCCGCACCCAGGAGUGGUGCGACAAGAUCGGACGAUCCAAGGACAUCCACAUCUACAGACUGGAGAGCGGGAACUCCAUUGAAGAGAAGCUGCUAAAGAACGGCACAAAGGAUCUGAUCCGAGAGGUGGCUGCCCAAGGGACUGACUACACCCUGGCAUUCCUCACACAGCGGACCAUCCAGGACCUCUUUGAGGUGGAGGCUGGCUCAGGGGAGAAGGUUGAGGAGUUUGUGGUUCUGCACCAGGAGCCGUCUCCCUCUGAGGCCAUCUCUCCACGCGUGGCUAGGCCCUACAUCCAGGCACUCCACAGCAUCAGCCUGGAUGCCCUGCCACCAGAGCAGCAGGAGGAGGAGGACCUGGAGAAGGAGCUGCAGGUCAAAGAGGAGCCCUCUCAGCUGGAGGAGCUUAAUGCUGUAAUGGACCAGUUAACUCCAAUAGAAAAAUAUGCCCUGCAAUUCCUGGAGUAUCUUCAUGUCAGUGAAGAUGAACUUGUUGCCAAGGAGCGACUGUUGUGUGCGAAGAGAGGCUGGGAGAUGCAGCACCUCCAGAAACUGAAGGCUCAAGACGAGGAGAGGAUGAUCAUUGAGGAAGAGGAGGACCUGUUCACCUACACCAGAGAGGAUGCUUACAAUAUGGAGUAUGUGUUUGAUGGCGAAGAUGGCCAAUCGGAAAUCAUGCCGCUGUGGACUCCACCUACCCCACCGCAGGAUGACAACGACAUCUAUAUCGACUCUGUGAUCUGUCUGAUGUACGACUCUGCUCCCAUGCCUGAGUCCAAACUGCCUCCUGUCUACAUCCGCAAGGAGCACAAGAGACUCAAGAUGGACCCCUCAGCAGCUGGCAGGAAGAAGAAGAAGGGUCAUGGGGAGACGGUGAUUCCUCCUCGCUCCCUCUUCGAGAAGGCCAGCAUGCUCAAGGUCCGCCGCGAGGGCAAAGACCAAAAGAAGAACUUCUCCCUGAAGCAGCAGGCACCCUUCGCUAAGCCUCUGCCCUCGCUGGUCAAACCUGCCAUGGAGGCCGGACAGGACAACCCAGAGUGGCUUAUCAGUGAAGACUGGGCCCUGCUACAGGCUAUGAAACAGCUCCUGGAGCUCCCUCUGAAUCUAACCAUCGUUUCUCCGGCCCACACCCCCAACUGGGACCUGGUCAGCGACGUGGUCAACUCCUGCAGCCGUAUCUACCGCUCGCCCAAGCAGUGUCGCAACCGCUAUGAGAAUGUCAUCAUCCCCCGGGAGGAGGGCAAGUUGGUGUAUGAGGCGAAUCCUAAGAAGAAAACAAAGAGCAUAUACAAGUCUAAGAACAGCCGGCCGCUGCGCACCUGUCAGAUCUACACCCAGGAUGACAACGCUACACACAUCCAGCUCUACAACAGCCGCUUUGAGCUCAUGAAGAUCAUCGCCAGCAAGAGGAGUCCCCCCAUCAAACCCCUUCUGGGGAUGAACCCAUUCCAGAAGAACCCCAAACAUGCCUCCGUCCUGGCAGAAAGUGGGAUCAGCUACGACAAGCCCCUCCCUCCCAUUCAGGUGGCAUCUCAACGUGCUGAGAGGAUUGCCAAGGAGAAGAAGGCCCUAGCCGAGCAGCAGAGGGCUCAGCAGCUAGCUCAGCAGGCAGGAGCCCCCCAGGCCGUGGCCGGUGCUGCCCAACCCCAGGCUGGGGCUCCCGCUGCAGGCCAAGCCCAGGCCCCGGGGGUCCUCCAGGCCCCUGCAGCGGCUGGCGCUAUGGCUGUACCCAACACCGCUGUCCUGGCUGGAGCUAUAAAGAAUGCUGCUGUGGGAACAACCAUUCAAGCUGCCACCGUAGGGGGGAACCUGAUUGUGAACACAGUGGCUGGAGUUCCUCCAAGUCCGUUCCAGGCCAACAAACGGCUGGUAUCACCAGGUCAAGUCAUACCAGGAACCCUGUCUCCUGCCAGUGCAGUAGGUGCACAGGUGGUCCACUCCCAGCAGAGAGCCGUACCUGCCACUGCCGCCCCUGGGGAGGUGGUUGCCAUAGCUACGGGUCAGGGUGUCAGGGCUGUUACCCCGGUGACUGCCUCUGCGGUGGUGACCACCACUCUGACCCCAGUGCAGUCCCAGACCCGCUCCCUGGUCACACCAGCCACAGGCAUGCAGCUACCCCAGGGCAAGCCCAUCACCCAGGCCCACCUCCACAUGCUCCGACAGCAGCAGCUCCAGCAGCAACAACAGCAGGCUACCUCGCCACAAGGCAUCAAGGCUGUGGGAAAACCCCAGGAGCUUCUGAAGAUACACAAGCAGAAGCUGCAGAUGGCCCAGCAGCAGGCAGGAGCCGGCCAGCAGCCUGUCCAGGUGCAGCCAGCCGCAGCCCAGGCCAACCCCCAGCUUGCCGCUAUAGCUGCCGGUCCCAGAGCCGGAGCCGUGCUGGCUGGCACCACCGUAGCUAACUUGCAGGUGGCCAGACUGACACGGCUGCCCACCCAGGGUCAGAUCCAGGCCCAGCCAGGGCAGACAGCCCAGGUGACCCUCACCAAGCCCCCCGUGGUCUCUGUGCCCGCCGUGGUUUCUUCCGCUGGCGUCACCACCCUGCCCGUCACUAUGGCUGGCAUCAGUGUAGCCAUUGGACAGGCCCAGAAAACAGGUGGGCCAGUGUUGACGCCCCCGUUCCCCCAGAUGCAGAUGCUCCAGAUGAAGAAGCAGCAGGCAGCCGUGCAGGCUGCAGCAGCCCUGCAGAAAGCAGUGCAGCCACAGCCAGGACAAGCCUCUGUGCAGCAGAAGCUGGGCACCCAGCAGAUGACAGUACCGACUACCCAGCAGCAGAAGGUCACCUAUGCUGCCACCACCCAGCUACAGCCUAGCAUCAAGACCCAGUUCUUCACUGCUUCCAUCGCCCAGGCUGGGAAACCCACUGGGGCCCAGCAAAUCCAGGUGGCUAAGCUCCCCCAGAUAGUGCAGGGGCAAUCCACUGUGGCCAACAUCCAGCAGAUCGUAUCUCCACAGCAGAUUCAGCCCCAGACGGUGGCCCUGACCCAGACUACAUCCUCAGCCCAGCCCCAGGUCCAGAUGAUUCCAGCAGGCACAGCCACAGCCCAGGUGGUUCAGCAGAAGCUCCUCCAGCAGCAGGUGGUGACUGCAGCUGCCUCGCCUCAGAUACAGACCCCCCCUCCUCACAGCCUGGCCCAACAGGCCCCAGUUUCCACUGCAGCAGAGUCCCCAGUACAGCAGCAGCCAGCUAAGGGCCAGGCUCGCGGAGGGGCCAUGAGGGGCAAGACCCAGGCCAAGCCCAGCGGGGGCAGCAGCUAGGUGCCCACAGGACUAGUUAGAGCUCCCCUCUCAGCUAGGCUAAGCAGGACAUCUCAUCAGUGUAAAUGCACUCAGUGACUGAGGAGCAGUGUUAUGAAGAGAUCCAGCGUUAUGAAGGAGUGGUGGAGUCCAGUCUGAGGUGGCUGUGUUGAAUCUAACCUGGUUUAAGGAACUGCUCCAUGUAAAGGAAUUACAUGUCUUUUAAGAGUGUCAUCUAUCUUCAACACAGUUCUGUAACUGUCGGCUGUUUCCUUCGACUGUUUCAGAAGGUCUCCCCUGGAGGAAACCUCCCCCCUGGACCAACAUCUAAUAUAAGAUCAGAAAAGCAGAAAAAUAAUAUUCAUGCCUUUUUUAAAUUGAUGAAUAUGUUAAUGUUACUCCAUAGAUAUCCUGUGGCAAUGGGCUGGUGCAUAGCUCAUUUGGGGAAUGUCCAUUUGAAUAAUGUUUUGUGUAUUCAUACAUUGUCCCUGUCCGCCUUGACGAUAUUAUUCUCAUGCUUACCGUUUAUGAUGUCUAAUUUCAUAGUUGGUAGAUAUAGAAAACACCCUUCUCGUUAAAAAAAGGUAUCUUGAUAAAGUAAUGCAUAUGAAUGAGACUACAUCUCAGUAGUACAGGUGCAUUGCCUACCAGAAUGAUAAAGGUGGGAGGACUUCAGUCCUGUGAAAGUUAUUCACAGACAUCAAAGCCAUGAGUCAUUAGUGAAUGCAUUUCUACCUAUAGAAACACAUAACCUUGUUCAAUGUAUCAAUUUAACAUUGACAGAAGUGUCCCUAAAAGUUAGCUCCUUAAAUUGUUUGUAUAAGAGGGAGCUUGCCAGGUCCAAAACUGCCCCAAUCGUGAUUGUAUCACAGUUAUAACGACCACUGAAAACACACAUGAAAUCAUCUGAAUGUAACAUGUAGUUUUUUUUGUAACCUUCAGAUAUUUAAUGGAUAAUAAUGCAUGUUCCUUCAGUCGAUUAUGUUUAUGUAACAAAUACACUGUAAACAUGUACUUUAGUAUCUUGUGUUUUCUCAUAAAUAUGCUGUUUUUUUAUUGAUGUUGAAGAAAAAAAACUGUAAAUAACAAUGAAAAAGGAAAACAUUUGUACUUGUAAAGUAGUUGUGUUUUCAUUGGAUUUUUUCAGCUUAAUUGUAAUAAAGUGUUUUGUUUUUAUACACAA